AUGCAAGCGUUGCUACAGAGCAGUGCUAACAAAAGAUUAUGGAACAGUGUAAAUGAGAAAUCCUGCACUGAUUUGUUUUCAGCUCUCUGUACAAAUCCAUCACACAUCAGAGAGCUGGAUCUGAGUGAGUGUGAACUAGGAGACUCAGGAGUGGAGAAGCUCUGUGAUCUACUGAAGAAACACGAGUGUAAACUGGAGAAACUGGGAUUAUGGAACAGUGUAAAUGAGAAAUCCUGCACUGAUUUGGCUUCAGCUCUCUGUACAAAUCCAUCACACAUCAGAGAGCUGGAUCUGAGUGAGUGUAAACUAGGAGACUCAGGAGUGGAGAAGCUCUGUGAUCUACUGAAGAAACACGAUUGUAAACUGGAGAAACUGCUUCUACGGUACAGUGUAAAUGGGAAAUCCUGCACUGAUUUGGUUUCAGCUGUCUGUACAAAUCCAUCACACAUCAGAGAGCUGGAUCUGAGUCGGUGUAAACUAGGAGACUCAGGAGUGGAGAAGCUCUGUGAUCUACUGAAGAAACAAGAUUGUAAACUGGAGACACUGCUGUUAAUAAAGUGCAGAAUAACAGAUAGAGGCUGUGCUGCUCUGACUGCAGCUCUGAAGUUAAACUCCUCACAUCUGAAAGAUCUGGAUCUGAGAUGUAAUAAACUGGGAAAUUCAGUCACACAACUUGAGGAGUUGCUGAGGCGUUCAGGAGGACAGAUACGAUAUGAUAAAUCCACAUGAGUGAGACGGUUCUUCACAGUAGUACUAGACACACCAGAGAGGAAGCAGCAUGUACAGUAAUGUAAGAAGCAGCGUGGAUUAGGGCUGCACAGUUAAUCGAAUAUUGAUCUCGAUUACGAUUUUGACUGCCCACGAUUACUUGAACAUGAUCGACUGCGAUAUUGACGAUUAAAGUUCAUCCUCCGCUGAUGGAAAACGCCGCUGCAGAUCGAAGGAAGCAUUUCCUAAACUUACAGCCAGUCACCAUAGAGCAGCGCACGCAUGAUGUCAUUUUGUAAUUCCAAAAUCCAGAAACGAGUUUCCAGAAGCUGCGAGCUUCGCUUGCGCGAGGGGAAAUCAUGACAUUAACAGGUGGCUAAAUGGCACUAGAGAGGUUGUAGUCAUUAUCACGCCGAACAGGAAAAACCUUUGCAGAUAAACUCAGGGCUCUACAGUGUGACCAUUUCACUCACAUUUGUGACUUUACUUUGAUUGACAGUUUGUCAGAAAGUGUAUGAUAUAACUACUCAUAUCCAGAGUGUACAGUAAUGUAGGAAGCAGCGUGUACAGUAAUGUAGGAAGCAGCGUGUACAGUAAUGUAGGAAACAGUGUGUACAGUAAUGUAGGAAGCAGAGUGUAGAGUAAUGUAGGAAGCAGUGUGUACAGUAAUGUAGGAAGCAGAGUGUACAGUAAUGUAGGAAACAGUGUGGAUGAUCAUUACACUCAGCAGAUCCAGGACAGCAG
This is a messenger RNA of Ictalurus furcatus (blue catfish), 1452 nucleotides long. Its product is annotated as ribonuclease inhibitor-like. Bases 1 to 729 code for a protein of 242 amino acids. The record is from RefSeq and is a predicted model, not a curated record. The transcript has 6 exons. Lineage: Eukaryota; Metazoa; Chordata; Actinopteri; Siluriformes; Ictaluridae. Gene Ontology annotation, molecular function: protein binding.